This is a messenger RNA of Aaosphaeria arxii CBS 175.79, 3154 nucleotides long. RefSeq lists its product as uncharacterized. The record is from RefSeq and is a predicted model, not a curated record. Gene Ontology annotation, biological process: eisosome assembly. NCBI's taxonomy places the organism in Eukaryota, Fungi, Ascomycota, Dothideomycetes, Pleosporales. The transcript has 3 exons. Bases 250 to 2880 code for a protein of 876 amino acids.
AUCAUCAUCAUCAUCAUAAGCAGUAGCAGCAUCGCCCGUUCAUUAAAAGAGUUUAUUGUUGUCGUCCAAGAUCACUUGGUCAUCACGUCAACUCCUCGCCCUCAAUCUUCGUCCAUGAUCCCUCACCCAUAUCAACAAUCCUCAAUUCGACCCCAUAUCUCUCCGUUGCCGUGACAUCCAUUAAAUCAUCCGCAAUACCGCAACCUACGUUCCCAAUCACCCCGGUUAAACUGCAAGCGACGGAUCGUCAUGGCCGCUUCUCAAACCCAGGUGGCUCCAAGUGACGCUACAAACACAUCCAUGAAGCAUCAUACAGCAGAUCAUAGUACGAUUAUACAUUGUCCGGACCCGUCGGCCCACCACACAAAGAACACCACCCUUCAGGAUCAUGCAUCGGCUGCAGCCUUACACAGCACCCGGCCCUCUGCUGUCUCUUCCGCUUCCGCCAAGGACAAGACCGGGAAGCAGAAGGACCUGCUGGGGCCUGAUGGAAAGUUGUCGUCAGCAAGUGCUGCCACCAGUUUAAAACACGCUCGAGCUCAAGAUCUUCCCGGCUUUCCGGUCGUUGGGAUCGAUACACAGACUUCGGCGGGUACUGCGGCAAAUCUCGCGAAUGCGAACAGAAAGAGCCCGGAGUGGUGGAAACCGGAGCAAUCGGCAGCAGCUGGCAAAGCUGCACUAUUAGCUAAGGAUUACAAGAUGGCACCGCUCUGGCAGCCUGAAGCCAGUAGUGCAGGCUCAAAAGCUGCAUUACUUGCACAUAAGGGAGGCCCCGGUUUGAACCUUUGGCAGCCAGAAGCAAGCGCUGACGGCCACUCUGCUGCGACACUUGCGAUGAAGAGACAGAGUACUGGACCCACGGUGGACCGAAGCGCUGCUGAAGCUCAGACUGAACGUAACAACAAAGCAUUGCGAGCAGCUCAUGGAGCAGUUUCUAUGUCAGGUCGUCAACGCGCACAGUCAACUCCAGUCAUUCCACCACUAUAUCCUGAUUCCGCCAACUCCGCGAAGAACGCGCUCAGUGCUGCCAAACUAGCGCAUACUCCCUCGAUGAAAGCCACCAAGUCCCCGACUCGGCCCCUCAAUCCGGACUCGAAUCGACUCGAGUCUGGAGCUAUGGAGGCUGCGCGAAUACAGCAUGCAAAGAGCAUAUCGAGGGACAUGUACACAGAACAUCCACCAAUCGCGCUGGAAGAGGACGAAAAACAGAAAUCGGCUGCGCUUCGUGCAUCCGCCAUCUCCAUGGCCAAACAAAUGUAUGAUGUACAACAGAAACGUGCCAAUUCGAUGACCAACAACCCGUCACAUGCACAUAAUGGUGCCCUGGCUGCACAAAAUCAACGAUCGCAAAACCCGGAGGCAGAUCUCAAGGAGCAGGCGAUGCGAUACAUCGGCAUACAAGAAGCAGCACAAAAGCUUGCUGCAGAACGACUGUCCAAAAUCGGCCCAGACGAGAAUGCCGCUUUCCGUAGCUACUACGGCUACGAGAAGCCGACUCGUUCGAAGCUGACGAUGCGACGCAGUCGCACGCAUGCAUCGACUGACCCCGAGGAAUCUGACUCUGACGAAGAUGACUUUCGCUCCAGGCGCAUCCGUUCGCAGAUGUCUCAGCUCAAUAAGUCACUAGCCGAAGUUGACGCGAAGAAGCAAAGUGACGCCCGUAGACACGUCCUCGAGGCCGCCGAGCGGAAAGUACAGGCUCAGAUGCAGGGUCUCGACAAGAAGAUCUAUGACGAGACUGGAAAGAUGUCGCCGGCUAUGUUGGAAGACUGGGACAACAGGGCCCGCGCGAGAGCAGUCGCAGCAAGUGAAGCUCGAAUGGAGAACCACGGAAAGGUCCAUAUUGGCCACGGGAAGUUCGUCGAUCAGUCUGAGAUUGAUGCAGUUGCCCAGGCGAGGAUCCAGCCAACCUUAGACGAGAUUGCGGAAAAGACGGAGAAGCGAAGGGCAGAAGAGGAAGAGCGUCGGUUGGAUGCAGAGCUUAAGAAGCGGGAGCAGCAGAAGGAGAAGACGCGCGCUGCCGAACUGAAAGCAGAAGAGAAACGGGCCAAGGAAGAAGAGAAGAAAGCCCUCAAAACGAAGCAGGCCGAGGAGAAAGCAGCAGCGAAAGAAGAGAAGCGUAUGUCGAAAGAGAAACGCAAGUCUGGCGAAGCCACUGCUGCUGCUGCUGCUACUGCUGCUCCAGCUACAAAAUCCCCAGAACCCGCAAAGGCGACUCCAUUGAACCAGCAUCCAGUGACUGACGCGGAUCUGACCAUUACCUCUGCCCUUGCCGGGGAAACCACAACACGAGCACCAGCAACUGAAGAGGCAUCCAACACCCUUGACGCCAACGAACCAGUAUCACGCUUCUCACGAUCCACCGACGACCGCAACGCCUCCGAUCACGAGCACGAACCCACCACCACCGGACGUUCCGAACCAGAAUCCCCCACAACACCCACGUCACCCACCUCCCCCCGCUCCUCAAAAGGCUUCAAAUCCUUCCUAAGCAAAUUCAAGCGCCGCUCUCGUCACUCCGCCGCCUCCGCCGACUCCGACAAACCAGGCUUCAUCGGCGGCGUCAACCUCCGCGAGUCGACCUCCCCGACGCGCCCUCGAACCCCAAAUCACGACUCCGCACCCAUGACCCCGCAAAACACCCGCACGACAAUCGGCCGCUACUCCUCCGUCUCCUCCCUCGAGGAUGCCGACGACGAUCCCCGCUCGAAGACCCGAGGCCGCGGCGCCACGAGGAGCGGCGCGUCGAGCAGCUACGAGGAGGCGCGCGACGACUUCGACGAGGGGCUCGCGCCGCCGCCGAGUUUCCCUUCCGACGAGGCAGCCGCGAGGAAGGGAAGUCCGAAUCGCGACUCGAAGUUCCAUGAGGUGGGGCUCUGAGGGAUCGGACAUGACUAUGACAUGACGUGAAAUGAAUCAAUAUGGGAUAGGAAUUGGGUUGGAUUUGAAUCGAAGGGGUUUCGGCGUACUUUUUGUCCAUUGUGUUCGAGAUGGAAGCUGUACUUUUGGUCGUUAUGUGUGUGUGUAUCUGGAGGGAGUGGGAGGUAAUGUAAUAAAAUGUAAUGUAGUGUAAUGUACGAAUAGUCGCGAGUUCUUUUUCUCGUUCUCGACGCUGAGAAGAAACACAUUGUUUAUGGAAAUCUAUCUGUCUGCU